AUGAAACCUUUUUCAAGCUUAGUUAACAAAAUUUUCAGUAAUAAAUUAGUUAUUUCGCAAUCAAAUAGUUGUCGAUGUUUUGCUUCAACAAGGAUACAAGCUAGCGCCACUCGUGUCAUUGUCAAUGAUGCUCCGACCACCGCCUCUAACCCACCACUACUGUUCCCCUGUUUGGACAAAUUAGAGCAAAAAAAUAAACAGUUAUCUAGUGGUGAGCUCAAACCUCGGCUGAUGGUACAUAAUAAUAUAGAUAGAUUGGAAACAGGUCCUGAACCCAAUUAUGGGUUUGUCACUACGGGGUUUAAAAGAUACCAUUCAAAGAAGCCUAUAUUUCUAGACUAUGGAGGCCAUCUAAAGGAAUAUACAAUAGCAUACGAAACAUGGGGCCAGCUCAACAGGGACAAAUCGAAUUUAGUACUUGUCCACACAGGAUUGUCAGCCUCAAGUCAUGCGAAAUCACAGCCUCAUAAUACAAAACCGGGAUGGUGGGAAAACUUUAUUGGACAGGGCAAAUUUAUAGAUACAGACAAGUUUUUCGUCGUGUGUACUAAUGUUUUAGGUGGCUGUUAUGGAUCAACGGGUCCAUCUUCAUUUGAUCCGGCAAAUAACGAACGAUAUGCAACCAGAUUCCCCAUUUUGUCCAUAAGUGAUAUGGUUCGUGCCCAAAGAGAACUAGUUAAGGACGAAUUUCAGGUUGAAAAAAUUCAUGCUUCUGUUGGGGCAUCAAUGGGUGGUAUGCAAAGCCUUGCAUACGGAUGGGAAUUUCCAGAUGAAGUUGACAAGCUUAUAAGUAUCAGCGGAUGUGCAAGAUCGCACCCAUACUCAAUUGCAUUAAGACAUACUCAAAGGCAAGUAUUAAUGAGCGAUCCCAAUUGGAAUCGCGGUUUUUAUUAUGAUAAAAUCCCUCCACAUGUGGGAAUGAAACUAGCCCGUGAAAUCGCCACUGUGACAUAUAGGUCGGGACCCGAAUGGGAAUACAGGUUUGGUAGAUUUAGAGCAGAUGAAUCAAGACCACCGGCCCUAUGUCCUGAUUUCUUAGUGGAAACGUAUUUGGAUCAUGCAGGAGAAAAGUUUUGUUUGGAAUAUGAUGCUAAUUCGUGGCUUUAUGUUUCUAAAGCUAUGGAUUUGUUUGAUUUGGGAGAAAAGAGUAGAAGUGAAGCACAACAGAAUAGAUUGCAGAGUGAACGUAGAUACUCAGGCAUUGGAAAGAAUGGUAAUGACUUUAGUGAAUUUGAAGUUGUACCAAAGAAACCAUACGAAGAAAAAAGUAAACCGCCUAAAAAUUACACCGUAGAAGAGUCUUUGCAAGACUUGAAGAAAGGGAUGAGAAAAAUGGCUAAUAAGGAUGUAUUGGUCAUUGGCGUUGAGUCUGAUAUCUUGUUCCCAGUGUGGCAACAAAGAGAAAUUGCCAAUGUGUUAUUGGAGAAUCCAGAUAAUAAAACUGGUAAAAUUGAAUAUUUCGAAUUGGGCACCGAUAUCAGCAAUUAUGGACAUGAUACGUUUCUCUUGAGUUUAGAAGAUAUUGGGAAACCAGUUAAAAGGUUUUUGGAGUCACAAUGA
Molecule: messenger RNA, 1560 nt
Organism: Lodderomyces oxycetoniae
Lineage: Eukaryota; Fungi; Ascomycota; Pichiomycetes; Serinales; Debaryomycetaceae
Exons: 1
Coding region: 1-1560 (519 amino acids)
Biological process (GO): L-homoserine metabolic process
Cellular component (GO): mitochondrion
Molecular function (GO): homoserine O-acetyltransferase activity; L-serine O-acetyltransferase activity
Source: RefSeq, a predicted model, not a curated record